Messenger RNA from Antechinus flavipes (yellow-footed antechinus), 2035 nucleotides. RefSeq names its product syntaxin 19 (gene STX19). Lineage: Eukaryota; Metazoa; Chordata; Mammalia; Dasyuromorphia; Dasyuridae. The record is from RefSeq and is a predicted model, not a curated record. Gene Ontology annotation, cellular component: membrane. Gene Ontology annotation, biological process: vesicle-mediated transport.
UCAUUUGGGGGAAUGGAAGUAUCAUACCUGUUAUGAUCCUAUCAUUCUACCCUUAUUCUUUACAUGAAAAUGUACUUUUUGAACCUGUUAGAACUUAACAAUGAUUCCAAUUUAAAUUUUGUAACAGUAGUAUCACUCCAAUGUUCUAGUCAAUUGAGAUUUUUUUAAAGUGAAUUAAUUAUCCUUUCCAAGCAUAACUUCUCAUUCUUCAUCAAUUACCAUUCAACAUAUUGAAGAACACAGACUAAUUCUACAACCUCUAUUAUCAUUAGAGGCAUCCUUCAGAUUUACAUGGAUUCAUUAACAUUCUUUGGUUUAAACUGUUUAAUAUGCCAAAAUAUCCUAUAACAGCUCAUAUUUCUCCAUAUUAUCCACCAAAUUAUUAAUUACAUACUUAAUAAAAUAAAUAUCACUAUGUAUACAGAAGAAUUAUAGUGCUUUGAGUUUUUCAGAAGUAGAUUACAUAAAAUCAAGGGCAUUUAUUACAAAGAUUCUCAUCUUACUCAGAUAACAUGUUAUAAAACAACAAUGGAAAGAAAAUCUUUAAAAUACAUUAAAUUCCAAAAUAACAAAAUAACCAAAAGGUAAACUCCAUGUGUAUAUUUCCAGUGUGUGAGAAGAAUAUAUAUUACAAAAACUUUUACCUAUGGAAUUGGUUCUAUGCUGAAAUAAGUUCAAGAUAUCAUUUUGCAUGUUAAAAAAAUGAUUUCUACAUCAACCAACAACUCAAAACCACAGCUUUAUCACAGAGCAAAUUUAGAAUUUGAAAUUAGUCCUGAAAGUUUAUGUUUUCUUACAUAUAAUUCUGCAAGAAAAUACAUCCAUCUAAUAGUAUAUUAAUUGAAAAGUAAUAAUUAUUCGGGCAGCUACAAUUACGUUACUUAUUUCUACCAUUUAGUCUAUUAUUUUCAUGAGGAAAAGGAAGCAUCAUAUAAAGUAGUUUUUUAAUCCAAGUUUUAUUUGUCCAUAUUUUCAAAAAGGAAAUGAUUGCUGAAUUUUCCUGACACCAUUUUUUUCCCCCCAGAAAACUAACCGAAAGCUUACACUAGGUAAUGUUAACUUCAUAUGUAAUGAGGCAGGAAAAUUAAAACACAACAAAAACCAAAAUAAAUCAAACCUAAGAUCUCCAUGGAUGAUUAUAAUAAUGCCCAAUAAAAAGAAAUCAUUUGUGUUCCUUAGAAGGAAAAAAUAUAAAAGAUUGACUUCUCAAAAACUCACACAGAACAAAAGAAUUUGAGCUCUCUAGAGUCAAAAAGCUACUACAGAGAUUGAAAGCAUGAGUUUUCACUCUAUCAUUUAUGAAAGAGAACCUAUAGCUAAGAGGUAUCUACAUGACAUACAAAGAUUUCAGAAACUUAGUAGUUUAGCAGAUGGUUUUCAAAAAUUUGAUCAGCAGAAAAAAGGACUGGUGGCUUCCAUGAAAAGAUUCAGUAUUAAGAAGGAAUCUAGUCAUAUAAAAGAAAUAAAAACAUAAGCAGAGCACGAACUUAUAUGUUUAUUAAAAGAAAUGAAAAAGUCAGAAGCUCAAAAUGGUCCUUCAUCUCUCACAAGAAUUCAUAAAUCUUAACAGCCUGCCAUAUUCUACAAUUCUGAGAUACUAUGUUUGUAUAAUGACACAACAGCAACAAAGCAGAAAAAAUGCAAGAAAUUCAUUUUUCAUCAGUUUAAAGUUGGAAAAGAUGUGUCUAGAGAAGUGAAUGAUAUGGUUCAACAAGGGAAAAGGAAAGUUUUUAAUGAAAACUUGCUCACAGAAAUUAAUAUCACUAAAGUACAACUAUCUGAAAUUGAAAAAAGACACAAAUUUAGUAAUUUGGAGAACCAGGUAAAAGAUUUAAAAAGUCUUUUUAUAUGGAUAUCAAUUUUAGUAGAGGAGCAAGGAAAAAGCAUUAUCAAUAUUGAAAAGGCAAUAAAUGAUACUCAGGAAAAUUGUGAGAAGAAAAAAAAAAGAAAAGAGGAAUUCAGACGAGUUAUUAAGUACAAAAAAAGAAACCCUUUCAAGAUUUUGUAUUAGUGGUGCUAUUCAUGUUGCACUUAA